This is a messenger RNA of Pangasianodon hypophthalmus (striped catfish), 1868 nucleotides long. Its product is annotated as cytochrome P450 3A30. Bases 117 to 1661 code for a protein of 514 amino acids. Gene Ontology annotation, molecular function: iron ion binding; oxidoreductase activity, acting on paired donors, with incorporation or reduction of molecular oxygen, reduced flavin or flavoprotein as one donor, and incorporation of one atom of oxygen; heme binding. The record is from RefSeq and is a predicted model, not a curated record. NCBI's taxonomy places the organism in Eukaryota, Metazoa, Chordata, Actinopteri, Siluriformes, Pangasiidae. The transcript has 13 exons.
CUCAGACACACACACACACACACACACACUCUACAGUAACAUCUGACUGCAGUAUCUCUGGAUUUACAAUAUUUCUACUAAUAGCAGUACUAACAGUAACACCACUGAUAAUCAGGAUGGCGGAUUGGUGGAGUUUCUCGGCUGAGACGUGGGCUCUGAUCGUGAUUCUCAUCAGCCUCGUCCUGCUGUAUGGGUACUGGCCGUACGGUUUCUUUAAGCGGUUGGGAGUUUCUGGUCCUAAACCGGUACCAUUUUUCGGAACCAUGUUACAAUAUCGGAAGGGAAUCCAUAAUUUUGAUAUGGACUGUUUCCAGAAGUACGGCAAGAUUUGGGGUAUAUACGACGCGAGACAGCCGGUCCUCUGCGUCAUGGACACAGAGAUCAUCAAAACCGUCCUGAUUAAAGAGUGUUACUCUCUCUUCACCAACCGCAGGAAUUUCCGUCUAAACGGUCCUCUGUACGACGCCGUGUCCAUCGUCGAGGACGAAGACUGGAGGAGAAUCAGGAGUGUCCUCUCUCCAUCGUUCACCAGCGGCAGACUGAAGGAGAUGUUUGGAAUCAUGAAGUCACAUUCUCGCUCUUUGGUUGAAAAUCUGCAGAAGACGUCGAAGCGAGGAGAAUCAGCAGAUAUUAAAGAGUUUUUCGGAGCGUACAGUAUGGAUGUGGUGACGAGCACAGCGUUUAGUGUCGAUAUCGACUCCCUGAACAACCCCAAAGAUCCGUUCGUAUCCAACAUCAAGAAGAUGCUGAAGUUUGACUUCCUCAACCCUCUGUUCGUCGCUGUUGCUCUGUUCCCCUUUAUCGCACCGCUGUUGGAGAAAAUGGAUUUUGCCUUUUUCCCGACCGCAGUGACUGAUUUCUUUUAUGCCUCCCUGCAAAAGAUCAAGUCUGAACGUGUGGCCAAAGAUCAUAAGAAACGAGUGGACUUCAUGCAGCUGAUGAUCGAUUCUCAGAAAUCAGAAAAAGACGAUCUGAAUGGCAAAGAGACAAACAAAGGUCUGAAUGAUCAUGAGAUCCUGUCCCAGUCCAUGAUGUUCAUCUUUGCUGGUUAUGAGACGAGCAGCAGCACGCUGUCGUUUCUCUUUUACAACCUGGCCAGUAAUCCAGAGACAAUGAAGAAACUACAGGAAGAAAUUGAUGCAACUUUCCCUAAUAAGGCUGAAGUUGAUUAUGACGCGGUGAUGAACAUGGAUUAUCUGGACGCUGCUCUGAACGAGUCGCUCAGGUUGUACCCGAUCGCUAUUCGUCUGGAAAGAGUCUGCAAAAAAACUGUUGAGAUAAACGGCCUUACCAUCCCAAAGGACACCGUCGUCUUGAUCCCCACUUACGCCCUACACAGGGACACUGAAUACUGGACCGAUCCAGAGACCUUCAACCCUGAGAGGUUCACUCAGGAGAAUAAGGAGAGCAUCGACCCGUAUACGUACAUGCCGUUUGGUUUAGGACCCAGAAACUGCAUCGGGAUGAGGUUUGCCAUUGUGGCCAUGAAGCUGGCUGUUGUUGAGAUACUGCAGAGAUUCGACAUCAGUCUUUCUGAGGAAAUGAAGGUUCCUCUGAAGCUGAACAACAGCGGCCUUCUGGCUCCUGAGCAGCCCAUCAAACUGAUAUUCACACCUCGGAAAAUGUCAAAUUCCUGCAACAACAACCACAUUAACUCAUAGACCUGUAAAGCUUCUGCUACCUUUUACGGCAUUUCUGAUUUUUAAAGGUUUUACAGUCAAGCUGUAUUGGAGAUUGAAAUGCCUGAUAGAUGUGUAAUGAUAUGAAAAAUUCCCUGUUUAGACACUAGUGCCGGUGAAGUGCACUUGUUCGUGCUGAACCACAUCUUUUUGUCAUUUUCACAUCUUAAUAAAGACAUUUAAAAAUCA